ACAGCUUAUUUCAAAGUAAAGAUCUCUAUACAUCUCUAUGAGUCCAAUACAAAUGGAUUGAUAGACAACAAUAAGGUUUUUCACAACUCUAUUUCACCACAGAGCUGGUAUUUUAUGGUAAAGUAUGUGGGCCGGGGCUUUAAACUCUGUAAACUUACAGUAAAUCAUUGCCAAGUUGGCACUAACCUAUUAAGACUGAAAAGGAGGGGCCAAACAGGAUAGCUUUGAACUUGUGUGGGUGGUCGCAUGAUCAAAAUAGAAUUUGGAGAUGGGAAUGGCCACGGAAACGCUGCCUGGUUUUUGUUUAGAGCCCUUUUUGAUUUCAUGUUAUAAUAACAUUUACCAAUCACAUCUAUCACAUAUUAGAGAAUCUGCUUUUAUGUUAUGUCAUCCUAGUACAUUGACAUUCACUGCAAUCAAUAACGUGCACUGGUGGUCUCUAGGUCUCUUCCAGGCAGGCAGCCGUGUUAAUGAUUAACUGACCAGUCAGAUUUAUUGUGUACAGUGAUGCAGUCAGGAAGCAUUUCCUUCUCUAGCCUCUCCGGGAAACACACACUCUACAGAGACACACUCUCAUGAGUGUCUAGGAGACACUCACUGUCUGUUUACAGCUACCAGACCUACACUUCUAGCUGCCAGAUGAAUCAGACCAUGCACACCUCACACAGCUCUCAUCCCAGAUGUGACCCUCUCCCUGAGGUCACAGUGGGUCAGGGUCACCUAGGAUCAUCCUCAGAACACACACAGGACCGAACAUCCCUCAAACAUGUGACCUACAGCAAGAACUCCUCUCAGAUCUGUCCAUCCGCGGGCCACAGAGACUGGCUCUGCCCUGUGUGUCUACAAACUGCCAGCUUCCCCGUACAGACCAACUGUGGCCAUCUCUUCUGUGCUCCCUGUCUGAUCUCUUACUGGAGACAUGGGUCCUGGCUGGAUGCCAUAAGCUGCCCUCUGUGUAGACAAAAGGUCAGGGUCAUGUAUCGUCUGUUCAGUGAGGGUUGGUCAGACAGAAAAGAGAGGGAGGUUCUGGGAGAAAUCACAGACUACAACAAACGCUACUCAGGAGCCCCUCGAAAGGUGACAGACUACCUGUGUGACACGCCCCUGUUCCUGCAGCUGCUAGUCCGUCGCCUGGUCACCAUGGGGGGCCUAGUGUGUCUCUUCUUCCUCCGGGUGGCGCUUUGCUGUCUGGGGACUGUGGUGUCCUUCUCCACGCCCCCCCUGGAUGCUCCACCCUCCCUGUCUGGCCUCCUGGGGGUCCUGGAUGACCUGGUGGUGGUCUUCCUGCUGCUCAUCUGUGUUAUCAACAUCAACCAGCAGAUGGCACCAGAUAGUGGGAACUCAUCAGAGCACACAGGGGGUAGGCCUGUUCAGUAACUCUCUGUAGAGCGAGCAGCAGAAAUGAUGGCCAGCAGUGAUUUAGCCUUCAUUUCAACAGGAGAUCUCUUGAGGUAAAGAACCUAUUUUUUGAGAGCGAGACCUAGCAAGAAGUAAGCAGAGUGUCUGCUGGUUUUCAUCCAGGGGUUAACAGGGGAGUAUUCACUAGGAACCAAAUGGAGAGGGAUCUAACUGAAUUUGUCUAAUAGAAACUCUCGUUUUUGUUGCAAAACAGUUUGGACUAAUGAUUACACCCCAGGUUUUGGACUCAUUGUAGCACUAGCAGAGACGUGUUCAGGUUUUCAGCAAAUUACAGCCCAACAGUGGUAAGUCUAACCAGAGGCCCAGUUUAUGCAUUGCUGAAUACAAGUGAGUCUCAAGUGUCAUACAACUAGCCUUCUUUCCUUCAUGACCACUGAUCUUGUGAAAGCAACAUGGUGGAACCUACACAACUAGUUUCUCCUCCUCCAGUGGCAUGUUUUAUGGAUUUUUUUAUUUUUUUUUUUAAAUGUAGCAUUUCAAUGUUUUUUUGUGUAGUUUUUCUUUCUACUCCUACAGUACCUGUAGCUAGGGUUGCAAAAUUCCGGUAAGUUUCAAUAAAUUCCCAGGUUUUCCCUAAAUCUCGGUUGGAAGAUUCCCAGAAUCAGGAGGGAAUAAGCAGGAAAUCCAGAAUCCUCCAACCAGGAUUUGUAGGGAAAAAAAACAGGGAAUUUAUUGAACGUUCCUGCAAUUUUGCAACCCUACCUGUAGCCUUUAUUUUGGUGACCGUGUUAUCAUCGUUAUCAAUGGCCUUCAGUGGUUCAAUGAAGCCUGGGGUCUGUUCAGGGGGGUGCAGCUUAAAUGUAGACCUAUUAUAUUGCACCCUGCUCAAUGCAACCCUGCUGUUUCUCAGUGAUGUCAGUACUAUAAAAUGAAACUGUAAAUACUUGAUAUUAAUAUUGUGAAUACUUGUAAAAUCCUAUAAAUGAUGUAUUUAUUGUUCUGAAA
Messenger RNA from Coregonus clupeaformis (lake whitefish), 2364 nucleotides. Its product is annotated as E3 ubiquitin-protein ligase RNF170. The record is from RefSeq and is a predicted model, not a curated record. Gene Ontology annotation, molecular function: metal ion binding; ubiquitin protein ligase activity. Lineage: Eukaryota; Metazoa; Chordata; Actinopteri; Salmoniformes; Salmonidae. The transcript is spliced from 6 exons. The coding region runs from base 640 to 1377 and encodes 245 amino acids.